CCUCCUCUCCAAAAUACGUUUAAUUGGAAUUGAUUUGGCGAUGGUCGUUGGGUUAGUUAGUUGCCUAUUGGUAUCGUUCGACUGCGUUUCCACCGCUCGACUCCAGGUUCGAAAACUAGAACAAAAUUAAAUGAUGGAUCGUUCCUUUGUUAACCCCUUUGGUCAACGUCCCUGGAUGGCACAAACUGGCGCUGCAGCACCCAGCGGCGGUGGCAAGGGCUUGAAAGGUAUUAUCGCUGGUGGCAUUACUGGAGGUAUUGAAAUAUGCAUAACAUAUCCCACUGAAUAUGUUAAAACACAGCUGCAGCUCGACGAGAAGGGAGCCAAUAAGAAAUACAAUGGCAUUUCCGAUUGUAUUAAAAAGACUGUGCAACAAAAGGGCUUCUUUGGACUCUACAGAGGCUUGAGCGUUUUGUUAUACGGCAGUAUACCGAAAUCUGCAGCAAGAUUUGGGGCCUUUGAAACUCUUAAAGGACAUAUGGUAGACGAAAGUGGUCAAUUAAGUGCAUCCGGAAAACUGCUGGCCGGUUUGGGUGCCGGUGUUUGUGAGGCUGUUUUAGCAGUUACCCCAAUGGAAACUAUUAAAGUGAAAUUUAUCAAUGACCAACGUAGUGCCAAGCCCCAGUAUAAAGGUUUUGCGCAUGGUGUAGGCUGUAUUAUUAAAUCGGAAGGUAUAAGCGGCAUCUACAAAGGUGUAACACCAACAAUCCUUAAACAGGGCUCAAACCAAGCUAUUCGAUUCUAUGUUAUGGAAACCCUUAAAGACAUGUAUAAGGGUGACGACAAAAAUAAGAAUGUGCCCAAAUUGGUUGUUGGCGCUUUCGGUGCUAUUGCUGGGGCAGCUUCAGUUUUCGGCAACACACCCUUGGAUGUGGUGAAGACGCGCAUGCAAGGUUUGGAAGCAGCCAAAUACAAGAACACUGCUGACUGUGCCAUGAAGAUUUGGAGGAACGAAGGCCUCAGCGCCUUCUACAAGGGAACAGUGCCUCGCCUUAGCCGUGUCUGCCUAGAUGUCGCCAUCACUUUCAUGAUUUACGACUCCUUCAUGGAUUUGUUUAACAAAAUUUGGAAAGAUUAAGUCCUGCCUUGUCAUCAAAUGACGCCUCUGUAAAUAAACGCUCGUUAAUGUUGUAGACAUAACUCUUAAUGACUGUAUUGACAAGACGAAAGCGAUCGACAAUGUCCAUUCAAACCUCCUCCUAUGCUUAUAUACAAUGUAUGUAUGUGUGCGUUUCAGCGCUUGUGCUGCCUGGUUGUAUAUUUCUCUUUUUUCCCCCCAAGUUUGCUGACUUUCUCCUUUGCCAAUUGACUAACUACGCUAUCGUUUUAGCAACAUUUUGAUAUGACUUUAAAUUAAUUUUUACAUUGUUCAUGUAUCAUUUGCGUAGCCGCGUAAGACGAGACUAUUCCGAAUUCUGUUGUGAAUUGCAUUUAAUUGAAAACGUUGUCAAUUUUGUAUGUAGUUUAUUUGUUUUGUUGUUUUUUUUUUUUCAUUUUUAAUUAUACACACGCCAACAAAAUACAAUACAAUUCUUAAAAAAAUGAUAAUAGUAAUAAAACACUAUAUGGAAAUAAAGAGGCUUUUAUCAAUGAA
Messenger RNA from Stomoxys calcitrans (stable fly), 1594 nucleotides. It is a transcript of the gene sea, whose product is annotated as putative tricarboxylate transport protein, mitochondrial. Gene Ontology annotation, biological process: mitochondrial citrate transmembrane transport. NCBI's taxonomy places the organism in Eukaryota, Metazoa, Arthropoda, Insecta, Diptera, Muscidae. The coding region runs from base 131 to 1078 and encodes 315 amino acids. The transcript is spliced from 4 exons. The record is from RefSeq and is a predicted model, not a curated record.